Molecule: messenger RNA, 628 nt
Organism: Theobroma umbraticum
Lineage: Eukaryota; Viridiplantae; Streptophyta; Magnoliopsida; Malvales; Malvaceae
Product: excitatory amino acid transporter
Source: RefSeq, a predicted model, not a curated record
AAAGAAAUAAGGCACGUGGCGUUGACGUUUGAUUUGGUAAUCACAACUUAAAGAAAGGAAAGGAGCGACGGCGAGGAAAAGGUGAAGAAGAAGAAGAAGACGAGCAAGGGAGAAAGAAAGUGAGAUGGCGGUAAGCGCAACGGUGAUUGGUGCACUGCUGGGGCUGGGAACCCAGAUGUAUUCCAACGCCCUCCGCAAGCUCCCUUACAUGCGACAUCCGUGGGAGCACGUGUUGGGGAUGGGACUGGGAGCAGUGUUCGUGAAUCAGCUGGUGAAAUGGGACGCUCAGCUCCAACAAGACCUCGACAAAAUGCUCGAAAAGGCCAAGGAAGCCAACGAGCGCCGCUACUUCAAUGAAGAUGAUGAUUGAUGCUUUCCCCUAUCAUCAGAUAAAGACACUUAUGCACCAGGCAACUGUGGUCAUACUCAUAAAACUGGUUCAGAUUGUGGGUGAUGGAUAAUUUUGGAUUGUGCGUUUGUUUUCUAGGCUGUUGAACUCUUCUUCGUUUGCUUUUUUUGUUAUAAGCUUCUGAGUCCAAACUGGCUAGUGCAAGUGCUCUUCUUGUAAUAAUUGAAAAAUAAUUUAAAGAAAUUGCACUGAUUUUUGAGCUGCAGAGUUUCUUAAGUA